Schistocerca gregaria is the source of this 498-nucleotide messenger RNA. RefSeq names its product homeobox protein Hox-A13-like. Bases 1 to 498 code for a protein of 165 amino acids. The transcript has a single exon. The record is from RefSeq and is a predicted model, not a curated record. Lineage: Eukaryota; Metazoa; Arthropoda; Insecta; Orthoptera; Acrididae.
AUGGCUGUUUCUUCAUGCUGGAUGGUCCAGAGGCGCUUCUCGUCUGAGGAAGGCCAGUGUUCCAGUUCCAGCUCGAGGUGUGAGCCGGCUGCCGGAACACCGCCGCGGCGGAUCAACAGGUAUUUAGCCGACCGGGCAGUUGCGGCCGCGGCCGGCGGAGGCGCUGCGGGCGUCGGGGGGUGGCGCGACGCCCCGCUGCCACCGGCGUGCGCCGCCGCCGCCGCCGCCGCCGCCGCCGCCGCCGCCGCCGCCAGUCCAGUCCAGUGUGCAGAGGCUGCUCCGCCGGCUGCCACAUCCGCCGCCCCCGCAGCGCGCGUUCACUCUACCUCCGUGUCCGCCGCCGCCUCCGCCUCACCGGUCCGACACCAGGUAACCGCACGGCUUGUCGCAGCGGCGAACUUCCAUCUGUCUGGUGCGAGCGUCUCUCAGCGGUACCACACUUUCCGAGUUCGCACUGAACUCACCGACUGUACAUUACGCAUCGUAUCCUGCUCCUAG